GUGGGUAACUCACAGUGCCAGGCAGUGAGUGUGCGAGUGCUGUUCAGCAGAUCGAAUGUAGUAGCAAGCCAUGGUAACGUGCUUUUCGUCUCGGGCGCUCUGGGUUUCCAUGGAGAAAAGCUGGCAGUGUGCACUACUCACUCUAUCGCAGCGGGUCGUUUCAGCAUCCUAUCCAGCCUGGCUUGCCAGCAAGUGUCAGCCAUCAGGUCACGGCAAAACGUGCUCCCAAAAGUGUUCUCUAUCUGCUAGUCGUGCUAGUUUAGUGUGGAAAGGAACUGUCGGGCAGUUGGAGUUAAAAAUGUAACUGACGAGGUGUGUUUUGCAAGUGAUUGUGCAUACGAAAGAUAAUAUAAAAGCAGUGCAUCAACGCUAUCAUCAGGUCCGAAACAUGCAGCAAAGCACCAUGCUAAGGAUAGUAGUUUUUUGCUACAUAUUUUCUAUCACUUACUGUGAGCCUGGCAGCAGCGCACCGGAAGCCUUCCCCGAACCGGUCUGCGGACGGAUUUCUCAGAUGCUCGACGAAUGCUUUCACAACUCAACGCCCAGCAUUGCCGUGGAGCUGCUGUACAGUGUGCAGAUUCCCGAAACCAUCGAGCAGAUCAACAGCCGGUGUCUAGUGUUCAACCGUGGCAUGGAAUGCGUCCAGCGGUACCUGGACGUGUGCGUAGACUCCAAGGAGCGACUCAUCAUCGACAACGAGGUGUACGGUGCGAAACGUUUGUACGAGUUUCUUUGCCGUGAUCGAGGCUUCCAGCAAGAAUUUCUCUGGCACAAAGGAUGCUUUCAGCUGGUGCACCGAGAUUUGGACUCGUGCUCGAAACGGUUCGUGUCCAUUCUGAAGGAGGAAAUGACCAAAACCACCAAGCAGUCCUUCAACCAACAGUACAUGCACUUUUGCUGUGCCCGGUAUGCGUACGAGAACUGUGUUUACAACAGUGCCCGCUACAAGUGCACACCAAGCUCGGCCGUCUUUCUGCGCCGCAUCGCCAAGCUGAUGUCCACCGAGCAGCACUUCCUCAACUGUGAUAAGAUCGAAAACGAAGUUUGCUCUUCCGGCCGGCCGGUGCUGGUGCUGGUCGGCUGGUGGUGGUGGUCGUCGGUCGCCCUCCUAAUGCUUUCGUGGCCGACCCUACGCACCACCGUCAGCGUUUAACCGUCAGCGGGCACAGCGGGGCGUGCGUUUCUUGGUGCGAGACCGAUCCGAUUCGAUCUGCAGCGUUGUUCGGGAAGCUGGAAAAGUGUAAUCCGAUUUUCAGCAACCAUUCAACCUGCAACCCUCCUGCCACAGCGUGUGCCACGGUCAGGCAGGAUGGGUGAUCAAUCGUCCAUUCAGUGUCACUUCCGUUUCCGUUUCGGUUGCCUUUCGGUUGCCCAGCUAAGGAUUCCUGUUGUUACAAAUGUGUUACCGUUUCGCAGGGCGAAUGGUGUGAAAUGAUACUAAAUAAAAAACGGAAAACGAAAACUUAACACAAUCUAAA
Molecule: messenger RNA, 1478 nt
Organism: Anopheles stephensi (Asian malaria mosquito)
Lineage: Eukaryota; Metazoa; Arthropoda; Insecta; Diptera; Culicidae
Exons: 5
Coding region: 389-1153 (254 amino acids)
Source: RefSeq, a predicted model, not a curated record